Messenger RNA from Penicillium verhagenii, 723 nucleotides. RefSeq lists its product as uncharacterized. The record is from RefSeq and is a predicted model, not a curated record. The transcript has a single exon. NCBI's taxonomy places the organism in Eukaryota, Fungi, Ascomycota, Eurotiomycetes, Eurotiales, Aspergillaceae. Bases 1 to 723 code for a protein of 240 amino acids.
AUGGCUCCAAAUAAUAAGCCUGUACUUCCCCCUCUCAAGACACCCAAAACGAUGACGUUUCCCUCCGAGCUCAGUCCCUACCCUCUGAGUGCCACUUCUACACCUACCAUCAAGCGUGAGGAUGGUUUAAGUGAAGCAAGCAGUACAUCGUCGCUGAGCCCACCACCUUCCUAUCUCAACUUUCUCAAAGCUGCUACACCGGUCUUUUCGACUCCCACCAGUGCGGGUCCAGACUUUCGGAGAUUCGAUAUCGAGCGACUCACCUUCGAACGAAAACGCCGUCCGUCCCCAAUCUCAGUGCCGAAAAUUGUUACAACUGAUGGACCCAAAACUACCAGUGAUGCUUUCCCACCACCAUCGCCUGCGACCAGUCAAAAGUCCGCAAGUUCACAGUCCGCGAGGCUUCCAUUACGACGACUCCGCAUCCCCACUUCCUGUUUUUACCCUUGCAUGAGCGAAUCUCCUAUGAGCGCCAGAACACCUGGUAGUGCAAGGACGCCCGGUAGCGCACGAACAAUACACUCCCCGUUUACACCGUCAGACUGGAUCUUCAGCUCCAUCGAGACACCUAGAAGUGCAACUGCCAAGUCAGUCUGCGUGCGCCAGGUGGUAACGCGAACAGUUACUUAUAAGCGGACUCUGCGGUCACCGCGGACGCCCACGAACUUCGAUCUUCCACCAAAGGGAAAGCGACGCAAGACUGCGGAAACCAAAGCCGAGUAA